Ambispora leptoticha is the source of this 240-nucleotide messenger RNA. Lineage: Eukaryota; Fungi; Glomeromycota; Glomeromycetes; Archaeosporales; Ambisporaceae. The record is from the annotation of a GenBank genome assembly.
AUGGUUACUCUUGCGCUAGUCCUACAACUAUAUCGGGGAGAACCAGCUAUCUCUAGGUUCGAUAAGCUUUUCACUCCUAACCACAAGUCAUCCAAGAACAUUUCAACGGUCACUGGUUCGGCCCUCCAUGAGGUUUUAUCCUCACUUCAGCCUGCUCAUGAGAAACUUAACCUUGCCAAUAAUUAUAACUCGCCGGCUCAUUCUGCAAAAAGCACGCCAUUAGGCUUUAAUGCCCUUUGA